Dendrobium catenatum is the source of this 2326-nucleotide messenger RNA. RefSeq names its product inactive protein kinase SELMODRAFT_444075. The transcript is spliced from 9 exons. Gene Ontology annotation, molecular function: protein kinase activity; ATP binding. The record is from RefSeq and is a predicted model, not a curated record. The coding region runs from base 60 to 2021 and encodes 653 amino acids. NCBI's taxonomy places the organism in Eukaryota, Viridiplantae, Streptophyta, Magnoliopsida, Asparagales, Orchidaceae. Gene Ontology annotation, biological process: protein phosphorylation.
UUCUACCUUCCUUUAUUGUUCGAAGAAAGGAAGUUUUCUUUGAGCUGAGGGAUUAAGGAAUGACCUCAGUUCUGCAGCAGAAGAGGGGGAAAAUAGAUGACGAGUUUUGCCAGAAAGAGAGGGUUGUGGUAGCCGUUAAGGCUUCCAAGGAAGUGCCAAGAGCUGCGUUGGAAUGGGCUUUAACCCAUGUUGUUCAGCCCGGUGAUCGAAUAACUUUGCUUCUUGUGGUUUUUCCACACAGUUCAGGCAGAAAACAAUGGAGUUUUCCCCGCUUAUCGGGAGAUUGUACUAGCGGAUGCAAGGAGUCAAAGACCUCUGUUACUACUUCCAGCUUCAAGUAUGAUUUAGCUGAUUUAUGUUCCCAUAUGAUAUUUCAACUGCGCAGUAUAUAUGAUCCGAGCAAGACGAAAAUUAAGAUAAAGAUCAUUUCCGGAUCACAUUGUGGAGCAAUUGCAGCUGAAUCCAGAAGAGUUCAAGCAACCUGGGUAGUGUUGGACAAACAGCUCGAGUACGAGGAGAAGAAAUGCAUGGAAGAGCUUCAAUGCAACAUUGUGAUUAUGAAGCAAAAUCAGCCAGAGAUUCUUCGCUUUGAUCUACUGCGGGAAGCUGAGAGAAAGCCCCAUGCGUUUUAUCCAUUGCCUUCCGUGUUAGAUAAACCUUCUACAAGGAUGCUAAAGCUUACUCCAGAUCAUAAAAACAGUACUGAAGGGCGAGUUAUGAAGCAAUUAACUAAUACUGUCGGAACAAUCUCUGAAGCAAGCUCACCAUGUCUUUUAUCUAAAGUGAAGUUGGAUGAUGGUUGUCCUACUGUAAGUAGCUCUGAAUCUGUCUGUAAACGCCAAAGUCCUUUAACAACAUUGUGGCUUUAUGCAUUGAUGGAACUUCGCCAUGAUACUGAUAAAAGAUUGAUGAAGACAAAGGAACUCUCACUAAAAUUUAAUAGAGAGGACUAUUACAUGCAAAGAGCUUUGAUGUAUAAGUUCUGCAAACUUGACAUAGAAGCUGGAAUACAUAAUGUAGACCAUACAGCAGAUCUUGGAGAAGAUAUUGAAAUAUCAAGAAAUACAUCUUUAGGACCUCCUCCUUUAUGUUCAAUUUGUAAACACAAGGCAACUGUAAUUGGGAAGCCUCCCAAAUCAUUCAGUUAUGCUGAGUUGAGUCUUGCAACGGGAGGAUUUUCUCGAGAUAACUUUUUGGCUGAGGGUGGAUUUGGCUUUGUGCACAGAGGUGUCUUACCUGAUGGACAUGUGGUUGCAGUUAAGCAACACAAGCUGGCUAGUUCUCAAGGAGAUACUGAGUUCUGGUCAGAAGUGGAAGUUCUAAGCUGUGCUCAGCACCGUAAUGUCGUGAAGCUAAUCGGUUUCUGUGUGGAGAGUGAUAGAAGGUUGUUGGUUUAUGAAUAUGUAUGCAACGGAUCUCUGAAUUUCCAUUUACAUGGUUUUAAUCAAAGAACAUUGGAAUGGGCUACGAGGCGAAAAAUUGCGGUUGGUACUGCUCGCGGACUGAAGUACCUUCAUGAAGAGUGCAGAGUUGGUUGCAUAAUCCACCAAGACAUGAGACCAAAUAACAUUCUAAUUACACAUGAUUUCGAAGCACUGGUUGGAGACUUUGGCCUGGCAAGAAGGAAACCCGAUGGAGGUCUUGAUGAGGAAACACAAGUUAUUGGCUCCUUUGGGUAUAUGGCACCAGAAUACACUCAGAAUGUCCACAUUACUGAAAAAGCUGAUGUAUAUUCCUUCGGAGUGGUACUUCUGGAGCUUUUAACUGGCAGAAGAGCUAUGGAUAUUAAAAGACCAAAGGGUCAGCAUCGUCUCACCGAAUGGAUUCGGCCAUUAUUGGACAAAUAUGCCAUCAAAGAUCUAAUAGAUCCAGAUCUCAGAAACAAUUACUCUGAGCAAGAGGCACUUUGUAUGUUGCAUGUUGCAUCUCUAUGCAUCAAUAGAAAUCCACAUGCUAGGCCCCGUAUGUCUCAGGUACUCAGGAUACUGGAGGGUGAUUGUUUCAUAGAACAAAGAACUUAAAUCCCCAUUAAUGUAGUAAAAAAGGAGUGCGUAAAGACCAUCAGAUCACCUGGAAUAAUAGCAUCAUGGCAACUAUUUCAUCUAUCAGAGUGAUUCAAAUAAUGUGUGGGACUGUAGAGAAAUAUUUUUAAAUUUUUUUUGGGUGUAAUAUAUUCUAAUGCUAUGUAGUAUUUAUUGGAGUGUAAAAUAUAUAUAGCUUAUAUUAGGAUGGCUAAUCAAUUGGUGUCCAUUUUAUGCUUUAUAUUCAUCAUAAAUUUAGCAUUCUUAACUGGAAUCACACUCAUUUUCUUCAUCUUAUCAUCAAA